This is a messenger RNA of Phymastichus coffea, 608 nucleotides long. RefSeq names its product dynein axonemal assembly factor 6 (gene Dnaaf6). Gene Ontology annotation, cellular component: cytoplasm. The coding region runs from base 1 to 591 and encodes 196 amino acids. Gene Ontology annotation, molecular function: protein-folding chaperone binding; dynein intermediate chain binding. Lineage: Eukaryota; Metazoa; Arthropoda; Insecta; Hymenoptera; Eulophidae. Gene Ontology annotation, biological process: axonemal dynein complex assembly. The record is from RefSeq and is a predicted model, not a curated record. The transcript is spliced from 4 exons.
AUGGAAGGUUUCACUGUCCAACAGAUAAAGGAUCUUCAGCAACUUGUCUGUCCUCCAAAAGAAGAUUCCGAUUCGGACUCCGACGACGGCAAUCUGAGGCAGAGAUUGUCGAGACAAAAAAUUUGCCCGAGCGACAUUGGGAAAGCAGCAUGUGCAUCGUCCUCGGAAGCAGUGGCAUCCGCGAAAGCAGCGCAAAUCGUCUCCAAUUCUGAUAUAUGGCAUCCGUCAGAGGCAAAUAUAAGCGCGGCUUUGUUGAGCGAAGAUCCACGUACGGUGCCCGAGUACCAGAUGAAAUUCAAGCAGGCAGUCGGCACGGAGGACAUUUUUCUCGGCAUGAACCUGAAAACGCCGGCAACUGCGUCGUGUGAGUGGAUGAGCCUGCUGGUGCGACUGCCGGGCGAGCAGAGGGAAAGGGUCGAGUUGUCCGUCGAAGCGGACGUCGUUGAUCUACGCAGUCCGAGAUAUCGGCUGCAACUGCCGACGCCCCAUCCCGUUGAUCCUAAUGGCUCGUCGGCGAAGUGGCAUUCUGACAGCGAGUGCCUCGAGAUAACUCUCAAGCUCACCAGAGAGCUCGACGAUGUCAAUUUCUAAUGGGGAAUAUGUACGGA